Procambarus clarkii (red swamp crayfish) is the source of this 3722-nucleotide messenger RNA. RefSeq names its product high-affinity choline transporter 1. The record is from RefSeq and is a predicted model, not a curated record. Gene Ontology annotation, cellular component: plasma membrane. Gene Ontology annotation, molecular function: choline:sodium symporter activity. NCBI's taxonomy places the organism in Eukaryota, Metazoa, Arthropoda, Malacostraca, Decapoda, Cambaridae. Gene Ontology annotation, biological process: choline transport; acetylcholine biosynthetic process; transmembrane transport.
CGACUCAGUAGACCUUGAGCACUCGAGACCUGGCAAGUGGUGGUGUUGACCGCGGGACGGCCAGUACCAGGUGUGUGCCUAGCUAGUGAGGACGCUCUGCCUCCUUCCGCCUCACACUCCCAUAUAUAAGCCCUACCGCUGCCCAAGAUGGUGAACGUCCCGGGCUUGGCGGGGAUCGUGGUGUUCUACGCGGUGAUCCUGGCCAUAGGCGUGUGGGCCGCCUGGCGGAGGAGGAAGCAGCGGGUGGACUCGGAGGAGGUGAUGCUGGCAGGGCGCUCCAUCGGGCCCCUCGUCGGCGUCCUCACUAUGACAGCCACGUGGGUCGGCGGCGGCUAUAUCAACGGUACGGCGGAGAAGGUGUACGAGAAGGGCCUCAUCUGGUGCCAGGCGCCCUUCGGGUACGCCAUCUCCCUCACCAUAGGCGGACUGUUCUUCGCCAAACCUAUGAGGAAGGCUGGCUAUGUCACCAUGCUCGACCCUCUACAGGACGCCUUCGGCCGGAGGAUGGGAGGACUUCUCUACUUCCCAGCGCUCCUGGGGGAGACCUUCUGGUCGGCUGCUAUCCUCUCAGCUCUUGGCUCGACGCUGUCUGUCAUCCUCAACAUCGACAACACGACGUCCAUCUUGGUGAGCGCGGCCAUCGCCGUCACCUACACUCUCUUCGGCGGGCUCUACUCCGUCGUCUACACUGACGUCGUCCAGCUCUUCUGUAUCUUCAUCGGUCUGUGGCUUGCAGUGCCAUUCUCCAUGACGAACCAGGCGGUGGGUUCACUGGCACUCAACGAAACCAACUGGUUGGGUUCCAUCGAGUCUGACUCGCCUGAGUGGGGACAGUGGAUCGACUACUGGCUUCUGCUUGUCUGUGGCGGCAUACCAUGGCAGGUAUACUUCCAGCGGGUGCUAUCAUCGCGGUCACCAGGCCACGCCCAGCUCCUCUCCUUCGCCGCCUCCGCCGGCUGCAUCAUCAGCGCCGUCCCCGCCUGCAUCAUCGGCGCCGUCGCCAAAGCUACAGACUGGAGUCAGACGAGCUAUGGCCACGCCCCCGACGGUUACCAGGCGAAGCUGGUUCUUCCUCUCGUGAUGCAGUACCUGACUCCGGAGUGGGUGGCAUUCGUUGGUCUUGGCGCCGUCAGCGCCGCCGUCAUGUCCUCAGCUGACUCCUCCGUCCUCUCGGCCUCCUCCAUGUUCGCCAGGAACAUCUAUAAAAACGUCUUCCGGCAGAAGGCGAGUGAGAGAGAGGUGAUCUGGGUGAUGCGGGCGGCCAUCUUGGUGGUGGCAGGCGUCGCCUCCACCAUCGCCAUCCUCAUCCACAGCAUCUACUACCUGUUUAAGCUGUGUGGCGACCUGGUGUACGUGGUCCUCUUCCCUCAGCUCCUCAUGGUCGUCCACUUCCGCCAGUACGUCAACACCUACGGCUCCUUCGUCGCCUUCUGCCUGGGGAUGCUGGUGCGUCUCCUCGGAGGCGAGCCGUACAUAGGGGUGCCAGCCACCCUCCGCUACCCGCUCUACGACGAGACGACCGGCCACCAGAACUUUCCCUUCAGGACUGUGGCCAUGACGGUCUCUCUUACCAGCCUAAUCCUCGUCUCAGCCAUCGCCAAGUUCCUCUUCACUCGCGGCUUCUUGCCUGCCAGUCUUGACGUGUGCGAAUGCUUCGACCUUGCGGCCAAAGGUAAACAAGAAUCAGAAGACUUGGCCAAAGACACCCAGACUUCACCCAAGGAGAAAACCUUAGUUAUGACGAGUAUGGAGAAGAAUAUGCAUCAGGUGCAGAGGGAAGAGAGAAGUACUGCGGCAGUAUGAAGAUGUUAAUCCCUCUCAACCCAACACUUCCGGUUUAUUCAUGCCCGUGUCACCUCUUGGAUGGCUUAAUCUUCAUCAAUCAAUCAAUCAACCCAUCACCAGCCCUCAAGCUGGGGCGUCGCUCGGCGCUACUCCUUAAUUUUUUUUCAAUUUAUGACCAAAUUCCAUUAUAUAUUCAUACACGGAAGUGCGUUGACACUUGUAGUUCUUAUAUAUUAAAUCGUACUGAUAGUGCUACGUAUUUUUGAGUGUUUUAGAAAUGAUGUUAUCUCUAUGACAGAUAACACAUGUCUUAUAUCAUUUUUACCUGAAGCAGUUAGGGGUCAACUGCACAGUGAACGUUGUUGCCCUGUUGGUGCAUCGUGGGAACCCCUGUGGGCCACGGGCGCUCAGGGGUUCCACUCCUGGUAUAGGAUAUAUGUCAUAUCAGGGACGGAUCUACUGUGAAACUAUUGCAGGUUAAGCUUCAGGGGGGGUCCCUAAUUCCGGAGGGGUCCCAGGAGCGGUUUUUAGUGUAUGAGAAGAAGUUUUUAAACAAAAAUAUUAAAAAAUAGUUAGUAGGGAAAAGUAGGAUGUAAACCAACCCUUCACCGGCCUUGAUGGAUGACUGGCGGAUGUACGCACUUCCGGUCGCUUGACGCGUGGGCGUUCUCCCCUAAUUGUAUGCGUGCGUAAUUAGAGAUGCUAGCUCUUGGUCCCCAGUCUUAGUAGUUUUCUAUUAUUCAUUUUAAACAGUCGCAUUUUGUACGUAGUAAAGUCCACUUACCUAUGAGUUUAUAAGAGUUCUUAGUCAUUCCAGUGUACUUAUAUGUACUUACGUAUUCAUAGUUAGAUGUAUUAGGAAAAGCUUAGAUGAUUUGUUUGGGCCCAAGUCAGGUCCUAGUCAGAUGGCCAUGGCUUUCACUGGUUACAUGGAUCAUUGGCCACUGUGGUCCGGUAUCUGAUCAGGUCUUCAAUCUCCAACUAAUGGGAUGGAUGAAUGAUGGUUGGUAUGGCACCCAGCUCACCGUGCAAGCAUGUGCCACACCUGAAAACGCUGAUAACGCUGUUGUGAUAGAUCGUUCCUGAGCAUACUUCAGCUUAGUAUACUCAUAGCUGGCUACUGCAACCUGAAUGCACGACCAUUGCAUUCUGAAUGCAUUACGCAUUCUGAAUGCAUUAUGCAUUACGCAUUCAUUUACGGUACUGCAACCUGAAUGCAUUACGACCAUGGCCACAAGGUUCGUACUUCGUAAGAACUGCGACGCUGAAUCAAACUGUUAUAGCAUGAGCCCAUCUCCGUCGUGGACUCACCAGAGACGUGUCUUGUCUCUCAGCUAGACCACGGAGUGCUGGGAGUAUUCGGGCAGUCUAUGCUUGCUUUGCACUCCACUCCCUUACUACAAUGCCCUCAGUGCCAGUCGCACCCAUGUUCAGGAUAAUAGCAGCCGACCAGCCAGCGUAAGUUGGCGGAAAACAUAAUUAUGUACGCUCUAAGGUGACCUACAGUAAGCAGGACGCAUCUGAAUGCUCCCUGGUCAAAAAUGGCAGUGAAUCCCUAUGUCUACAAAGUAUUAUGAAUAGAGGAACCAGAGCUCCCCAGAAGACUUAGUAGCAGCUCUCUUAAAGCAGUCACGAGAUGUCAAGUAUCAACGAUCGCCAAGCGUUCCUGGUCUCUUCCAACCCAGUAAAGGGAGUAAGAUGUCACUGCUGUAUUAUCUUCUGUUAAGCCACCUCAAGCACCAGCCUCCUGCCGUGACAGCCUCCUGCUCCUGGCCUCGCUUCAGACGCUGCUUGUCGUCUCCAGGAGCUAGGGCUUACUCCACGCCUACACCAAUCAUUGCGACAUUCUCCUUAUAUAUGUACUAUGCAGUUGCCACGGUGCCCAUGCAUGUGGGAGUUGUGGCAACUGAAUGUUAAAUAAAACAAGAUGAGUGUGA